Myotis myotis is the source of this 2027-nucleotide messenger RNA. RefSeq names its product CUE domain containing 1 (gene CUEDC1). NCBI's taxonomy places the organism in Eukaryota, Metazoa, Chordata, Mammalia, Chiroptera, Vespertilionidae. The record is from RefSeq and is a predicted model, not a curated record. The transcript has 11 exons. Gene Ontology annotation, molecular function: ubiquitin binding. Bases 402 to 1580 code for a protein of 392 amino acids.
CCCCAGCCGCGCCGCCGCGCCGGGCCCGCCGCCGCGGGAUCGCCGCCCCUCCCCCAGCCCGCCGGCCCCACCGGCCCGCGGGGCGCGGACGCGCGUGGCGGCUGCUCGGUGGGACCGUCCGUGGAGCUGGCCCCAGGAUGCUCUGGGGGUGUGGAUGACCAGCCAUCGAGCCUCCCACGGCCCAGGCCCGGAUGCCGCCGCCCCACGAAGACCACUCCCAGAGGACCACCUAGUUUCCUGACCCGGGGACCCCGCCCGUCCGGUCCCCAUCUGGUCGCCCAGCGGCCGGGCAAGGCGCGGGAGUAGCUUCCCGAGCCCGCCAAGCGCGCGAGACGGCGCAGGGAUCUGGGGAAAAGGGCUUGGCGCCGCCGGGCAGCACCUUCGCCCAAAGGCUCGGCAAAAUGACCAGCCUGUUCCGCCGGAGCAGCAGUGGCGGCGGUGGUGGCGGUGGUGGCGGCGGCGGGGGCGGCUCCGCCGGGGCGCGCGGGGCCGGGGGCAGCGCCACGCCCACCGCCCAGGAGCUCAACAACAGCCGGCCCGCCCGCCAGGUGCGCCGCCUGGAGUUCAACCAGGCCAUGGACGACUUCAAGACCAUGUUCCCCAACAUGGAUUACGACAUCAUCGAGUGCGUGCUGCGCGCCAACAGCGGCGCCGUGGACGCCACCAUCGACCAGCUGCUGCAGAUGAACCUGGAGGGGGGUGGCGGCGGCGUCUAUGAAGACAGCUCGGACUCGGAGGACAGCAUUCCCCCGGAGAUCUUGGAAAGGACUUUGGAACCUGAUAGCUCCGAUGAAGAGCCCCCACCCGUGUACUCCCCACCAGCCUACCACAUGCACAUGUUCGACAGGCCUUACCCUCUGGCUCCGCCCACUCCACCUCCCCGCAUCGACGUGCUGGACUCCGCACCCGCUUCCAGCCAGAGGCGCUAUCGGAACUGGAACCCGCCACUGCUGGGCAACCUCCCUGACGACUUUCUCCGCAUCCUGCCCCAGCAGCUGGACAGCAUGCAGGGCAACCCCAGGGCCUCCAAGCCCAUGAACAGAGAGGGAGGCCUGCCCCCUGCGGCCGGGCCCGGGACCCGGGACCAGGAGAGCCGCUGGAAGCAGUACCUGGAGGACGAGAGGAUCGCGCUCUUCCUGCAGAACGAGGAGUUCAUGAAGGAGCUGCAGCGCAACAGAGACUUCCUCCUGGCCCUGGAGAGAGAUCGAUUGAAAUACGAGUCCCAGAAGUCCAAGUCCAGCAGCGUGGCUGUGGGAAAUGACCUUGGCUUCCCCUCUCCUGCCCCAGGAACCAAUGACGCCAACCCCGCCGUGUCUGAAGAUGCCUUAUUCAGGGACAAGUUGAAACACAUGGGCAAAUCCACCCGGAGGAAGCUGUUUGAACUGGCCAGGGCCUUCUCGGAGAAGACCAAGAUGAGGAAGUCAAAGAGGAAACACUUGUUGAAGCAUCAGUCGCUGGGGGCUGCUGCGUCAACAGCCAAUCUCCUGGACGACGUGGAGGGCCACACCUGUGAUGAAGACUUCCGGGGCAGGCGGCAGGAGGUGCCCAAGGUGGAGGAAGCCCUAAGGGAAGGACAGUAAGAGGAACCAGUGGUGAAGGACCACGGGGCUUCACCGGAAAAGGCUUCCCCAUCCCUUCUCCUUACCAGAUGACAGUUCCUCCUCGCUGGAGAUGAUCUGACCGGUGGAGUCAGCCGGAGAGCAAUACCGGCCCCCAGUUGAAGAGCCUAGCUGCAGCCGGACAGACGGACAGAUGGUGCUUGAGUACCGAGGCCCAGCGAUUCUCCGGCCACAGUCCAGCCGAGCCACUGCCACUUUCAAUGGGACUUAGAACUUCGGAGUUGCAUGCUGUGAUUGGAGGAAGGACCUGGAAGGAGGGGUGGGGGGCGGGUACGGGAGGGUGGUGAUUGGCCAACCAGGGCCCCUUUUGUAGCCAGGCUGUUCUAUGGGCAAUGAGUGGAAAUGCAGGAUCCAAAUCCCUUCUUUAAAAAAAAAAAAAAAAAUCCAGAAACAGGCAAAGGUGGGAGC